GCGAGCACAGGAGCUGGCGGAACUUUUAGCCUGAACUUCGUGUUGUUCAGUAGAAGGACACUCUUUAGCCUUUUCCAUCGUUUAAUUUUAGUGCUGUUGCACCCUUUUCAAAGAACACCUUUAUUUUUCACCAAGUGUUAACUGACAGUUGAAUAGGGCCGUGACGUAGUGAGCUGUAUUAGCUUAGCAGGGCAACCUCUAAUCGGAUGUACACCUAGUUGUUUUUCUAGCUCAAUGCUAACAGAAGCGACACCGGGAAACAAGCAUGAACUGCCCCCCCAGCAAGCGCCACCGGGGCCUGAACCAGGAUGCCGUGACGGCGGUCGCCCUCAACGACCCGUUUGGGGACGAAGACGAAUUCACCCAGGAGGACUUGGAUGAGAUUGACAUCAUCGCUUCGCAGGCCGUCACCGCGGUUGCCGGCGUCGGGGGGAAACCGGGACACAAACCGCCGGAGCCGGCCCGCGGGUCCAACUGGCCGCAGUCGGCGGGGCAGAGCGGAUCUGUGAGCCGAGCCGCGGGCAAUCGGGGCGGCGAGGACGCGUACGGCUUCGGCGGCGGCAUCAACAGAGGGAAUUCUGGGAUAGCGAGCAGGGAGCCCCUCGUUCACAGGCAACAGCGGUUCGGGUCGGACAGGGAAGAAUCCCACGGAGUGCUGGAGGCUCAGCACGCCGAGCUGAAGAGGAAGCUGAAGGAGGUGGAGGAGGAGAUCGUGUUGAAGAGCGGGGAGAUCCGGGUCCUGAGGGACUCUCUGAAAGGAGCUCAACAGGAGAAGGAGACCCAGAGGCAGAUCCAGAUCCAGCUGGAGGCCCAGAGGCAGAGAGAGCAGAGCGACAGGGAGACGGAGCUCAACAGGAAGGUUCAGUCUUUGCAGUCCGAGCUGCAGUUUAAAGAAGCAGAAAUCAACGUGAUGAAGACCAAGCUGCACAGUUCAGACAAAUCCAAGAUGGCCUCUCCGCUGCCGAGGAAUAGCCCUAAGGUGCUCAGCUCUCUCGCCCAGCUGCAUCAUGGGAGCGGCGGCAGCAGCAGCUCGUCAUCUCCGACAGGAAAUGGCUUCAUCACCAAAGAGUCGUUCGGAGCCGCCGUCCUUUCCAGAACGACGCCGGUGAAGACGCGCAGAGACGCAGAAAGAGGCGGGUCCGGCGGCAGAUCUGGGGACAGGCAGGAAGUGUCUCGCCCGGACCCCUUCCUGUCCGUCAGACCGGCUCACCUGCAGCACCGAGGUGGCGUCCUGCUGGGGCUGUUGCUACAGCAGCCGUUGUCCCCCAGCAGCCUCGGCCUGUCUCACCUGCUCUCGAUGAGCCUGACAUCCAGCAAGUCUGCAGGUUUUCUGCUCCACCCUGAUGCCGUCGGCGGGGCAGGAGGCGGAGCUCCCAGAGCUGCUCUGAGUCCUGCCCAGAGUCUGGCUGUGACCGGACUCAACAUGCUGAGUCAGAGCCGACCAGCAGCCGACAGAGACAAAAGGUCGUGUCCCGGACCUGUCCUCCUCCUCCCGCUGUUGGAGCUCCACCUGUCUCAACUCUGUCAGGCUCUGGACUCCCUCCGAUCCGUCUCCGCUGGCGGCUCGCUCCCGGCGGGCCGCGCUGUCGCCCCGGGGGCGUCGGACGAGGCUGGUGUGACUGGUUUCAGCCUGGAGGACACUGGUUUGGCUGCUCUGAGGCUCCUCCACCUGCUGGUGGCCCACAGUGACGAGGUGGUGGAAGCUGUGUUAACGAAGGAGAACCAGAGCGGAGCUCCACGCGCAAAGACCGAACACUGUGCCGCAGGCGUGGGUCUGAUCUCCCAGAAUGCCUUGCUGCAGUCGGUGUUGCGGCUGUGCGAGGGGGGGCUCGGUGACGGCUCGCAGAGUGAGGAGCUUGUCGUCAACGCAAUGAGGACUCUGUGCGUCCUGGUGGAGAGGACGCCGCACACGCACGCCGACAGGUUGCAGUGUGUGUUGCAGGCGCUGUGUGUGCGUUUGUCGGCGGACUGCAGGCUGCGGACCGCCUCGGGGUGCGUGUCUGUCCUCAGGUCCGCGUCGGACCACGGGACGCUGGCUCGGCAGCUCUGCUCGCAGCGCGACCCGUGCGUUUUCCUCAAGUUGUUCCAGUUCAUCAGGACCCGACCAGACAAGCAGGCGACACACACCGACUGGGUCCUGCUGGACCUGCAGGUGGUGCGUUUGCUGAGCAGGCUGAUGACUCAGAGAGCCGAGAGCUGGAGCACCGGCCCCCACAGCAGCUGUCCGUGUUGCACCGAGCUGGUUCAGACGGUGGUGAUCGUUUUCCAUCGCCAGUGGUUGGAUCUCCGUGGCUCUCGUGAACCGACAGACUCGACAGGCCCCGCCCCGCCCUCGCAGACGUGCCCCGCCCCCUCGUUGCCGUGGUGGCGCGGCCCGGCGGCCUCUCUGCUCAGAGAGUGUCUGCUGCUGCUGCACUGGCUGCUGCUGCACCACGGCCGCUUCUCGGAGAACUGCAGGCCGCUGCUGCACAUGUACGACCAGGUGAUCCCCGCCGUGCGGGACACCCUGCGGAAGAUCCCCGGGCUGAGCGAGAGCGAAGAGCUGGCGCUGGAGGAGAUCUGCCGCUCGGAGGGCGACGACACCGACGACAUGGACACCGACGCCGGCUCCUGAAUCCGUCACGCGACGCGGCGGGACAAUUUAACCCGAACGGGUCGGUCAGAUGUUUCGGGCUGCGAAUGAGGACGGAGCAAUAGUACGGAAGUGGAUGAUGAGGAGGGAGGAAGGAAGGAAGGAAGAGGUGCGACUGAAGUGCCGAUUUCUCAGUAUUCAUUCUGCUGUCUGCGAUUUCACAAUAAAUGUAAAGGUGAGAAAGAUUGCUGCAGUCAGAGUUUAGGUUUUGUAAGUUUUGCUUCCUUCCUCCGGUCUCUCUGGCUGCUUUAUUACACCUUUAUGUGAGUACAUUUCACACUGGAUGAGGCGUUUUUUUUUUUAUCAUGCGAUGCUUAGCAGAAAGACACUAAUUGCUUUACAUACCAUAUAAGCCUACAUAUCUACACACAGAAUGCUAAACAUUUUUUAUUUUUUUUUGUCUGCAGUGAGCGUUUUUUUUUUUUCUUCUUAAAUCUGACUUCUAGAAGUGAAUGUUGCUCCUUAAAAAUACUUCAGAGGCUGCACAGAUGUUUUCACAGAGUGAGACACAGGACGAUAACACUUGAAAGUCUCUACUUCGCUUGAAAGAUCCAGACAAACUUUAUACUGACUGCGAAGUGUCCUGUUUGGGGACGUUGGCUCAAAAGACAGUGGGAAUAUCGGAAAGAAAAACAAUUCGGGAACGGAAGGUUUUGUGAAACACCCUUUUAUUCUCCAGCUGUCACCGAGGUUGUUUGCACAAAAGAAACACAAGAAGGGAGUGUUGGGAAUUUAUUAAUGUCUACUUCACUCAAGGUUAACACUUUUCUUCACGUGAUUCAACACAAGGAUACUCCAUUAAGAUUAGAUUUAAUUACAAUGUUGCCCUGAAAUAUCAGAUUUCAUCAUCAUUUUUUUUAUCAUAAAUUGAAAGUUGAUCCAAAGCAAUUAUUAAUAAUAUUGCAGUGAAAAUUAGAUUUCAUGUCUCAAGAAAACUUUAUUAUUUGAAAUUCAGGAAGUGUGAACACUGCAAUAAAGUAGGUGUUGUG
Messenger RNA from Pungitius pungitius (ninespine stickleback), 3621 nucleotides. RefSeq names its product ATR interacting protein (gene atrip). Gene Ontology annotation, biological process: DNA repair; DNA damage checkpoint signaling. The transcript has 18 exons. Lineage: Eukaryota; Metazoa; Chordata; Actinopteri; Perciformes; Gasterosteidae. Bases 266 to 2614 code for a protein of 782 amino acids. The record is from RefSeq and is a predicted model, not a curated record.